AUGGCAUCAACUCAACUCCAUACCCCACCACAAGCACCCCCCACCUUCACCUUAACCUCAACCGCAAUCAUCGAGUCCAUAACUCGACUAAUCCAAGCCUCAAAGCAAGCUCAUCACAACCUCACCAAUGCUGUUACCGUUCAGUCCGCAACGUUUGCCAAAGUGCUCCUCCCCCUCGCCCACGCAGAGAACGCUCUACUUUCAGAGUCAAACCUUUUGAUCUUCUACGAUUCCGUCUCUACAGACAAACAGGUUCGCGAUGCCUCCAGCAAAGCUCGGAGUAUGCUGCGAGACUAUCAAACUGAGGCAUCAAUGGACGAAGACGUCUUCAGACUCGUCGACGCCGUAUAUAAUACCACGGCCAAUGAGUCACUUACCGCGGAGCAACGCAACUUUCUGAACAAAAAGCACAAAGAAUUCGUCAAAAACGGCCUGAGAAUUCCUCCUGGACCCAAACGAGAGCGGUUUAAGCAUAUCCGCAGUCGCAUCGACACUCUCACUUCCCAAUUCUCAAAGAACCUGGCAGAGGAUAAGACGGCAGUAUACUUUCACCCUGACGAACUCGCGGGGUUCCCUAAGGAUAGUUUAUCACAGCUCGAGAAGGGACAACCUGGGACUGAUAACGAGGGGAAAGUAAAGGUUGAGAUUCCAAUGGACUUGGCUGCGCUCCUCCGGACCACCAAGAGCCCUUCCACUAGGAAGCGCGCCAGACUAGCGUUCGACAACCGCUGUCCCGCAAACAUCGCCGUGUUUAGCGAAGUCGUAAGUCUCCGCCAUGAAGCCGCGCAACUUCUCGGCUACCCGAACCACGCAACUCUCAGCAUCGAAGAUAAAAUGGCCGAGACGCCCGCUCGAGUGAACGCCUUCCUCGCAUCCCUCCGCUCGAAACUAACAGAUUGUGGGAAGCAGGAGGCAGAAACCCUGCUGCUGCUCAAGACACACGAUGUCGAAGCGAGAGGGGAAGACUUCGACGGGCGAUUCUUCACCUGGGAUGUCCCAUUCUAUGACAAUCUGCUUCUGCAAAAGGAGUACUCCGUCGAUCACGCAAAGAUAUCAGAGUACUUCCCACUGCAGUCCACGGUGGAAGGCAUGCUGAGCACCUUCGAGCACCUCUUCGGCAUCGUAUUCCACGAGAUCCACGACGCAGAGCGAGCUUCCCUGUCACUGACAGGAAAAGGAGAGGACCUCCUCUGGAAUCCUGACGUACAGCUCUUCGCAGCCUGGGACUCCCCUUCCGAAGGUGGUGAAUUUCUAGGAUACAUCUACCUAGACCUCUACCACCGCGAUGGAAAAUCCAGAAACCCAGCAAACUUCAGUCUCGUCCCCGGCUUCACAAAACCAGACGGGAAAAGGGUAUACCCCUCAACAGCCCUAAUCUGCAGCUUCCCCAAACCGACAUCCGCAAAACCGACGCUCCUGCGGCACCCAGACGUCGUGAUCCUGUUCCACGAGCUAGGCCACGGGAUCCACGACCUCGUCUCGCGGACGCAAUAUGCGCGCUUCCACGGACCAAUGGGCACCGUCGUCGACUUUGGCGAGGCGCCCAGCCAGGUCCUCGAGAACUGGUGCUGGACGCCCUCGCAACUUACUUCGCUGAGCAAACAUUACUCCCAUCUCUCGGACAAAUACCUCUCCGCGUGGCGGGCGACGUCCGGGGGCGCUGCGCAGCAGCCGGCGGAGGAGUUGCCGCGGGACAUGGUUGAUAGUCUGCUGAGGGCGAGACACGUCGGCCAAGCGUUGAGCACGCUGCACCAGUUGUUCAUGGGCGUGUUUGACAUGGCUGUCCACAAGCCGGGGGAUGAUUUUGAAAGCGUGGAUUUCACCGCGUUGUGGACUGCGCUGAGACGGGAGAUCGUGCCUACGCAGGACCCGUUUGUGCUCGGGGAGGGCGAUAAAUGGGGACAUGGGUAUACUAACAUUACGCACUUUAUAAAGGAGUAUGAUGCUGGGUUUUACAGUUAUUUAUUCUCGAAAGUGUAUGCGCAGGACAUCUUUUCAACCAUUUUCGAACAGGAUCCGAUGAGCGCUGAGGCUGGGAGGAAGUAUCGGUAUGGUGUGCUUGAAAAAGGAGGAAGUCAGCCCGAGAUGACGACUUUGAUGGAGUUUCUGGGCAGAGAGGCAAAAAUGGAGCCGUUUUACGAGGAUUUAGGGCUCGUUGUUUAA
Colletotrichum truncatum is the source of this 2163-nucleotide messenger RNA. RefSeq names its product metallopeptidase. Gene Ontology annotation, molecular function: metalloendopeptidase activity. Gene Ontology annotation, biological process: peptide metabolic process; proteolysis. Gene Ontology annotation, cellular component: mitochondrial intermembrane space. The record is from RefSeq and is a predicted model, not a curated record. Lineage: Eukaryota; Fungi; Ascomycota; Sordariomycetes; Glomerellales; Glomerellaceae.